Messenger RNA from Histoplasma mississippiense, 1032 nucleotides. RefSeq lists its product as hypothetical. Gene Ontology annotation, molecular function: oxidoreductase activity, acting on the CH-OH group of donors, NAD or NADP as acceptor. NCBI's taxonomy places the organism in Eukaryota, Fungi, Ascomycota, Eurotiomycetes, Onygenales, Ajellomycetaceae. The transcript has 7 exons. The record is from RefSeq and is a predicted model, not a curated record. The coding region runs from base 1 to 1032 and encodes 343 amino acids.
AUGACACGAAUCCUUCUCACAGGUGGAAGCGGUUUCAUCGCGGCUCAUGUCCUGGACGCUCUUCUCCACCGCGGCCACUCGGUGGUGACUACCGUGCGCUCAGAAGAAAAGGCUCGUAAAAUCAGAGACUCUCAUCCAGAUGUGCCGAAGGACAAACUAGACUUCGUGAUCGUGGAGGACAUCGCGAAACUUGAUGCAUUUGACGAGGCUGUUAUCGCGGACCCGCCCUUCGAGGUUGUUAUUCACACGGCCAGUCCCUUCCACUUCAGAGCUGAUAAUAACCAAACCGAAUAUCUCGAUCCCGCUAUCAAUGGCACUGUUGGAAUCCUCCGUGCCAUCAAACGAAGUGCGCCAACGGUCAAGCAUGUAGUUAUUACAUCUUCCUUCGCCGCUAUCAUUGAUGCCAAGAAGCCUCCUACGUAUAAAUACUCAGAGCAACAGGCAGAUUGGAAUCCCAUCACAGAGGCAGAAGCACUUCUCAACCCAAUUUAUGGUUAUCGGGCGAGCAAGACAUUUGCUGAAAGGGCCGCUUGGGAAUUUGUUGAAAAGGGGAAACCAAACUUCACCAUCACGACGAUAAACCCCCCUGUCGUCCUCGGGCCAAUCAUCCACCAUGUGGACUCCAUCGCCACGCUCAACACCUCCAACGAGCGUAUUCGCGACCUGAUCACGGGGGCCGCAAAGCACUCAUGCCCGCCAACAGGCACGUAUCUAUGGGUCGACGUGCGCGACGUCGCUCUCGCGCACAUACUCGCUGCUGAAAAACAGAAGGAAGCUGCCAAUCAGCGCUUCUUUGUCACAGCGGGCAACUUCAGCAAUCGCCAGGUGGCCGGUAUCAUCUACGAGGAAUUUCCACAGCUGAGGGAGAAGUUGCCGGUGGAGGAAAAUGCAUUGAAACCUGGUGAUUUCCCCGCAGAGGGAUAUUCUGGGUUUGAUAAUAAGAGGUCGAGGGAGGUGUUGGGGUUGGAGUAUCGGUCGUUGAGGCAGAGUGUGGUUGAUACAGUGAAGAGCCUUCUAGAGAUUAAAGGGUAG